Molecule: messenger RNA, 4419 nt
Organism: Closterium sp. NIES-65
Lineage: Eukaryota; Viridiplantae; Streptophyta; Zygnematophyceae; Desmidiales; Closteriaceae
Source: the annotation of a GenBank genome assembly
AUGCUGCAACAUCAGCUUCGCGGAACGGUCGAGAUUCUAGACGAUUGUUCGUUCAAGGUGACGCGGUUUGACAUGCUGCCGGGGAAGGACGUGUACUGGUGGGGAGCAGCGUCCGCGUCCCUCACCGACCUGCUGCACGGCUUCCCCGUCUCGCCCAAGCCCCUCCUCGGCACCUUCAACAGCCAGACAGUCGUGGUUAGUAGCGCUGCCCCUCAGCAAUGCCCCUUACCAGUACCCACUAGCAGUACUUCUUGCCAAUAUCCUCUAGCAGCGUCCGCGUCCCUUAACGACCUGCUGCACGGCUUCCCCGUCUCGCCCAAGCCCCUCCUCGGCACCUUCAACAGCCAAACAGUCGUGGUGCGCCUGGCAUCAAACGUGACGUGGAGCGACUUCAAGCUCCUCUCAGUGUGGUCGCGAACCACUGCCUCAGACUACGCCUCCUCCCGUCAGCCGUCCCCCACCACAGAUGCCCCCUCCCCUGAUACAGCCUUCCCGCCAGAACCCUCAUACGCACUCCCUCCCCAGUCCCCACCUUUGCUGUCACCCCCGCCACCUGCGAAGCCGAGGGUGAAGCAGGGGCAGAGGCAGCCGACCAUGUUUGACAACUGCAUGCAGCUGAGCCACCGUUAUAGGGUGCGGUGGACGCUGGACGAGGCGAGGGGGUUCGUUGACGUGGGGUUGGAAGCGGUUGUGGGGAGUGGGCCGCAUUACCUGGGAUUUGGCUGGGCGGACCCCGACAGUGUGACCAAAUUUAUGGGGUUUGCUGACGUGGUGAUUGCAGGGUUCGAUGAAGUGGCGAAACCAUUUGUGGAGGAUUACUAUGUCACAUCAUACGGGGAAUGCAACCUGGAGAAGAAAACGCCAGAGGGCGUGUGCCCCGACCAGCUUCUGGGCGGCGGCAACUCGUCUCUCGACAACGUGGAUCUGAUCUACGGCCACCGGGUGGACGGCAUCACUUUCGUCCGCUUCCGCCGCCCGCUCGUGAGCCCGGACAAAAGAUUUGAUCACGAUAUCGACGCAGAGGAUGAGAUGAACGUGAUCUGGGCGCUUGGCUCCUUAAAGCCCAUCCCAUCCCCCUCCUCAUCCUCCUCCUCCUCAUCCUCCUCCUCCUCCAUCUCUAAUCCCUCGGUGGUAGGUGGGGUGGCAGGGGCGGCACGAACGCCCCCCGCCCACCUCUUUCCGUCCUACCAUGGGGUCCCACAGGGGUCGUUUUUUGGGGUGGCGGUGUUGACUCUAAGCCUGGCUGUAGAUGACUGUCAGAGUGUGUUGAACCCAGCACUUGGUGUGGGAAAUGCAGGAGGAGGGGGCGGAGGAGCAGGAGGAGGAGGAGCAGGAGGGGCUGGUGGGAGCGGGGAUGGGAACGGGGAUGAUAAUGAUGAUGAUGAUGAGGAUGGGUUGGGAGGGGUGGUGGGGAGCGGAUGGGGGAAAGUCGUCGUCGCAGACCGAGGCACGCUCAUUACAGUCACAUCGGGAAAAAGCACGCACUACCCCAACCCGCCAGCGUCAACGAAAAGCUUCUAUGUGAACGGGCACGAGGCACCGGAGAUUAAGGUGGAGAGGGGGGUGCCAGUGCAAUUCUCUAUACAAGCAGGGCAUGAUCUGGGGGUGUAUAUCACAUCGGAUCCUGUGGGCGGGCGGUUUAACAAGUCGGAGAUUAUAUUCGCGGGCGGCGAGGAGGCGCAUGGCGUGCCGGCGGAUCCCUACACCCUGCUGUGGAAACCCACUAGUUCUACUCCUGACCUCGUUUACUAUCAGUGCUACUCGGAGCCUAAGAUGGGGUGGCGAAUCCACGUGGUGGACGGGGGCCUCUCAGACAUGUACAACCACAGCUUCCAGCUGGCAGACGGGCUCGUCACCAUGUUCUGGACGCUCACUGCCUCUUCCAUAUCCGUGGCGGUCAGGGGCGAGCACCCUUCGGGUUACAUCGCCAUAGCCUUUGGCAGUGGCAUGGUGAAUUCGUGGGCGUAUGUGGGAUGGGUGGAGGGCGGGGAGGGCCGGGUGGCGUCCUACUGGAUUGAUGGCAAGGAUGCCAGCAGCGUGCAUGCUGCUCGGGAGGCGCUCGACAUGAGCAAGUGCAUGCAGGUGGAUGGGGUACUGACGUUUGAGUUCAGCCGCCCGCUGAAGCCACCCGAUUCGGACUGCGACGACAAGUGCAGCGUCAUCGACCCCUCAGAGCCCCUCAAAGUCAUUUGGGCGUACGGGCCCUCCUGGACCUCAGGCAAGCUGUCCUACAUGAACAUGCACACGGUAUGGAGCACCACCGUCACCAUCCUGGACUUGGAAACUGGCGAGGGAACGGUGGAGCAUCUGCAGCCGGUGUUUGUGGUGCAUGGCUUCAUGAUGACCAUGGCUUGGGCUGUUCUCAUGCCCUUUGGUGUGCUGGCUGCGAGAUACCUCAAGCACAACGACUGGCUUUCCAUCCACCAGUACACGCAGUACUCCGCCCUUGCGCUCAUGCUGCUCGGGCUGCUCUUCGCCGUCGGUGAACUGGGCGGCAUCGACCUAUCAUCCAAUCAUGCCAAGAUAGGAAUGGCAACGUUUGCCCUGGGGUGCUUCCAGCCAAUCAAUGCCUUCUUCCGCCCGCCCAAACCGUCGCCUGGGGAGAGGCCUCAGAUGAAACGGGUCAUCUGGCAGUGGGUACACCUACUAUUCGGCCGCGGAGCCCUCUUGGUGGGGGGAGCGGCGCUGCUGACGGGGAUAAUGGAGCUGGGGGAGACGGGGGGGGAUGACUACACGGUGGACGGGUUCCUGUGGGCCAUGGUGGGGUGGUUCGCCACCAUCGCUGCCUUUGUUUGGUUCGUGGAGCGCACGAGAAGGCAGGACCAUGCAACACCCCAGGAGCUAGCCAACAUGAUUCGGCACGACUGGAACGGGUCGUCACCAGCAUCGUCUGACAUGCAUGUGACCCAGCUAGACAGCGAGGAUAGCGAAGACGACACGCGCACCCUCAUCCCCUCCACCCUCCGCUCCUCCUCCCACUCCUCUUCCACCUCCUCUCCCGCACCUGCCCGACAUGGCCAGUCUGCGUCCCCUGCCCAGGGUAAUUUGUCUGGUUCGCUUGCCCGGCUGGGCCCUACAUCUUCUUCACCUGCCCGGAUGGGGAAUUCUGGGUCGCCUGCUCAUGGCUUGCCUGUGAUUCGGGAGGGUCGGGAGGGCAGGGUUGGCGGGCAUGGGGGGGGCUUGGGGAAUGGGAGACGGUUUGUGGAGGAUCAUGAUGGGGCGAUAGAAAUGGGGACCAUCAAGGUCGCUGCUGCUGGUCCUGGGUUAGUUGUGCCAUCGGCAAGAGAGGAUUUGAGGACUGGUUCAGAGGAGGGCUGGGAGAGGUUCGGGAUUGAGGAAGGGAGGAAGAGGAUGGAGCGUGCAGGUCUGGUUGCUCGUGUGCGUGCUGGGCUGGUUGCUGAUGUUGUGCAGAUGAAUUGCUCUGAUGAAGAUUGCCGCGAUCCUGGUGAUGGGUGGAUGAGCGAGGUUAUCCUCCACCUGCUGCACCGGCUCGGCGCGCUGGGCGACAAUCCCAAGGUGAAGGUCGUGUUCAUCGACACCUUCCACCUCUUCCCGGAGACGUACCAGUUCCUCAAGGACUGCGAGGAGCGUUUUGGGUUCAAGGCGGAGGUGUUUCAAGCUGCGGGGCUUAACUCCAAGGAGGACUACGUCAAGAAACAUGGCUCCGACCUCUUCAUCCGGGACAUAGACGAGUACGACCAGAUCUGCAAGGUGGAGCCGUUCAGCCGCGCGCUGACGUCGCUCAACGUGGACGCUAUGAUCAACGGGCGCCGCAGAGACCAUGGCGCUGAGAGGGCGCACCUGGAGCUAUUUGAAGACGGCACACCAGUGAAGGUGCAGCCCCUCGCAUACUGGGAAUUCAGGUAUGCUAGCUACUAUGGGAGUUGCCGAUGCUGUAAUGUGAUGCUGUGGGGUCAUGGUCCCUCGGUUCCUGAUGGGACUGCUUCGACUACCUGGAGAGGCAUGGGGUGCCAGCCCACCCUCUUCACGCCGACGGCUUCCGCUCCAUUGGAGACAUACAGACCAGACCACCCUACUAAACCACUCUUUCGUCCCCCACCCCUCUCCCCCACCAGGGACUGCUUUGAUUACCUGGAGAGGCAUGGGGUGCCAGCCCACCCUCUUCACGCGGAUGGCUUCCCCUCCAUUGGUGACAUCCAGACCACCCUGCCCGUUCCGCGUGCCAAGUGGUUCGAGUACGGUGGAGAGCGGUCGGGGCGGUUCCAGGGGCUGAAGAACAGAGACGGGUCGGACAAGACAGAGUGUGGCAUUCACGUGGAGGAUGCUGUGGCCUCAUCCCUCACUCCGCCUUCCUCCUCCCUCACACCACCUUCCUCCUCACUCACUCCUCCUUCCUCCUCACUCACUCCUCCUUCCUCCUCACUCACCCCGCCUUCCUCCUCCCUCACCCCCCCAUGA